Blepharisma stoltei is the source of this 729-nucleotide messenger RNA. The record is from the annotation of a GenBank genome assembly. NCBI's taxonomy places the organism in Eukaryota, Ciliophora, Heterotrichea, Heterotrichida, Blepharismidae.
AUGAACGGAGAAAGAUACGAGAGAGAUAGAUUUCAGUCAAGAAGAGUAGAAAUGCAAAGCAGGAAUGAGCCAAACCAUGUUUAUCAGCAUUCGCUUACAGAAAGAUACAGAAAUGUGGAGGAUGUUUAUAAUUCUCCAGAUCGUGAGUGUGAAUUUUCCCCAAGCCUGAACUAUUCUUUCAGUGAAGAGAGGUCUAAUAGAUACGAAGACAAUACAUAUCCUAUCCCUGUCCAGCUAAAUACAAAAUUUAUGACUCCUGAGCGCGAGCAUAAAGAAUUUGAUAUAAAAGAUGAAUGGGAUGAACUAGAAGAAAGGAUUAAGAGACUAAAAGAAAAGGUCACUACUCCAAUAAGGCCGAAAGAAACACCUAGAACGCCAGAAACGUCUCAAACAACUUCAUCAUCUUUAAAAAAAUCAGAAAGCCUAAAGGCAAAUAAUUUAUACUCAAAAUACAACACACUUUCCCCUUAUGCUAAAUCUACGUUCAGCCAUGAUGUCAGGACAAUGGAAAACAAGAAAUACACCUAUAAGCAAGUUCAAAGUCCAAAGCCUUCAAGCAGAAAAUCGUCACUUUCUAGAGAAUCCCAGUACCUUGAAAACUUCCCUCUUGAAGAAAAGUACAUAAAAGGAUUAAUUGAAAUUGUAAAGCGACACUGCAAAGGAUGCUAUAGUUUCAAGCAAGAAAUCAUUCGAUAUAAUCGAAGCUAUAUGUCAAAUAAUGAGGAUUAA